AUGGUUGAAGCUGGUAGAAAUGCCGGGCAAUUUAACAGAGUUGACUUCAGUACUACUUUCAAAGAUCUACUAUGUUAUGAUGAGCGAUUGGCGACAGCUGCUCUAACCAUUGAGCGAGUGCUUGCGACAUAUCGUUUGGGACAUUACGAACGUGAAGGAAAGUAUGUAGGGCCCACCUUAGCUGCCAUGGUGUUGCUGCUAUCCAUACUUUGCAUGAGAUGGGGUCUCGCAGCUACAGACGAUGCCGAAGUGCUGGCACAAUGUGCAGGCAUUCCGAAUUCCGCUACACCCCGAAUGAGUGUGAUAUACUUUAUUAUGCUUAUCGUUGACUUGAUAUCUAUGUUGGUCUUCGCAUAUUGUCUUUAUCACAACAAGAGAAAGCUUAACAGCGGAAUGUACUCUCUUGAUUUACGCUAUGAAAUACAAGGGAACGUGAAAGUGUUGCGCAUACUCUUUCCCAUUGUUAUAUCACACCUAUUUGUAUUCGGCUUGUUCAUAAUAGGGAAUAUCGUGAUACGUAAUUUUCGUGAGAAACUUCACAUAGUAACUUAUGCGAUAUUAUUGAUAGCCGUGUACGUUCCUCCAUAUUUCUUCUUGAUUGUGUCGAGUUGGAUAUAUAUGGUGUUGAAAUGUGAGUUGCGAGCUUUGAAGGAUUUCCAGGACGCUAUCGAACAACGUCCCGAACCAAAAUUGGAAAGUGACGCUUAUUUCAACUCAUUGCGUAACCAAUGGUUUUGA
Molecule: messenger RNA, 738 nt
Organism: Cylicocyclus nassatus
Lineage: Eukaryota; Metazoa; Nematoda; Chromadorea; Rhabditida; Strongylidae
Source: the annotation of a GenBank genome assembly